CGCCGGUAUCUCCGCAGGGUGAUCAUCACGAUGCUGGUCACCACCGCCGUGUGCUGCUACCUCUUCUGGCUCAUCGCCAUCCUGGCCCAGGCCAACCCCCUGUUCGGGCCGCAGCUGAAGAACGAGACCAUCUGGUACGUGCGCUUCCUCUGGGAGUGAGCACUUCCUGGGAACUGACGCCUCAACAGUGAUCCCCAUCAAAUCCAUCACCCUCUUGUAGCUGUUCCAGCCUCUAUCCUUCUGUACCGGACAGCCCCCAGAGGUGCUGGGACAGAGGCUGGACCCGCUGCCCAAGCACACCUGGAGCACUGCAGCCUGGACCAAUGGAUGGCUGGGCCCCCAAGCAUGGCACCCCUGAACAAGGGCCUACUAAUCCAGCACUAGAAGCAGCCACGCUACCAGGGAGAGAUCCCUCAGGUGGCCCAGUGCUGCAGUGACUGAGCACCAUCCUGUGAGGGAUCUGUGUGUGGUGCCAGCAGAUCCUGUCCUGGCAGUGCUUGUCCUACCCUCUUGGUGUGUUCAGCCCUAGCUCCCAUGUGAAACCCCUGCUCGUAGCCCAAGCUGCCCAACUAGUUGCCCUGUCCCUGAUCAUUACAUCCACUGGCUACCUGUCUGCAUGAGAACGCAGGAGCCAUUGCAUCCUCUGUGGUCUGGUCAGUCCCCUGUGGUGGGGGUGGUCCCUGCUAAGGCAGAUUCUGGAUGGGAGAAGGGAGGGCUGACCCUAGAGGAGCACGCAGACUCCCUUGGGUGUGAUAAGGGAGGUGUUGGGGUCUGCUGGAGGGGACGAAAAGAGCGCUGUCUCCCACCUGAGCAGUGAGGCAGCUGCAGUAGUGUUUAGGUAUCUCCACCACAAGAUGGGUCCAGGUUCUGAGAAGAGCCAAGCAGGGCACUGUGUUUCAGGUUUCCCCUUAUUUAUCAGAUAAUUUAUCCGUAUUUAUUUAUUUGUUAGUGGCGUUUAACUUGUGUUGUGGAAAUAAAUCCUUUUUCUAGUAAGUUA
This is a messenger RNA of Cyanistes caeruleus (blue tit), 997 nucleotides long. Lineage: Eukaryota; Metazoa; Chordata; Aves; Passeriformes; Paridae. The record is from RefSeq and is a predicted model, not a curated record.